Gordionus sp. m RMFG-2023 is the source of this 1193-nucleotide messenger RNA. Its product is annotated as large ribosomal subunit protein uL15m-like. The transcript is spliced from 4 exons. The coding region runs from base 66 to 1115 and encodes 349 amino acids. Gene Ontology annotation, cellular component: mitochondrial large ribosomal subunit. Gene Ontology annotation, biological process: translation. NCBI's taxonomy places the organism in Eukaryota, Metazoa, Nematomorpha, Gordioida, Chordodea, Parachordodidae. Gene Ontology annotation, molecular function: structural constituent of ribosome. The record is from RefSeq and is a predicted model, not a curated record.
CUAAACGCUAACUUACGAUUUUAGCAAAAUUAUAGUAGUUAUUGAUAAAUAAGAUACAGUAUUUGAUGUCAGCCACUAAAGGCGUUAACAUUAGUGAAUAUGCUUUAAAUUUAUACAAAAAUCUUCCCAAAAUUAAUCCUACAAAUGUAAAAUUAAAUCCUGGAGAAAAAAGGAAAAGGCCACAUGUAGGGAAAAGAGGACACCAUGGCCAUUCGCCAAGAGGUGCUAUGCAACAACUUGCUUAUAAAUUCUUAGGGUAUGAAGGUGGUAAUACUCCUUUUUAUAAAAGAAUUCCUAUAGAAAAUUCUUACAAUUUUGGACAUCAUGUUAGAAGAGAAUAUCCAUCUUUAUCAUUAUACCAGUUACAAUUAAUGAUCGACACAGGACGGAUUGAUCCUACUCAACCGAUAGAUUUAUUGAAAAUUCUCAAUACCAAAAUUAUAAAAUUUGAUCGGGAUAAUUAUUAUGGCAUAAAUUUGAUCGAUAAAGGAAUGGAUCUUUUUUGUGCCAAGGUAAAUAUAGAAGUGCAAUGGGCUUCUGAAUUGGUUAUAGCAGCUGUUGAAAAAGCCGGUGGAAAUAUAAUAACUUCUUAUUACGAUCCUCUUAGCCUUUCGAUUCUCAAAAAUCCCCUCAACUUUUUUGCUAAAGGUGAAGCCAUCCCCAGAAGACUUUUCCCCCCUAAAGAAUUAGUGGAUUAUUAUUCGAAUCCAGCAAACCGAGGCUAUUUGGUUCCCUUUAUAAGUAAUUCAAAUUCAGAGUUUCAAGUAGAUAUAAAUGGAUUCAACAGUGCCUCAAUUGCUCUAUGGGCUAAAAAGCUUGAGACUGCCCAAAAAUUUGGAUAUGAUAUAUAUUUUCAUGCUGGUGGUGAACAAACAGGAGAUUUGCCAGUUAAAAUAACCUUAGAAAAUAUAAACGAUUUUUGGAAGCAACCUACAAAUUCUAAUUCACAUACUAAAUAUCCACCCUUUCCUUCUAAGCUUUUUACCCUAAAAAAUCCGACUCAAAUAUUUGAGGGAAUAAAUCCAGGUUGGGUUGUAAAUUUAAAAGAUAAGCUCAUACUUAAACCUAAAGGUGAUGCAUGGAAAACAUUUUAUGGAGGCAUGUAUAUGAAUUAGUUUUUAUUAUUAAAUAAUAAUCGCUGUUCAGUUUAGAUAUAUAUAUUUUAUAAAUAAAUUGACACAAUAUCUGUUGCU